Seriola dumerili (greater amberjack) is the source of this 2796-nucleotide messenger RNA. Its product is annotated as transcription factor Sp3-like. The transcript has 8 exons. Bases 725 to 2680 code for a protein of 651 amino acids. Gene Ontology annotation, biological process: regulation of transcription by RNA polymerase II. The record is from RefSeq and is a predicted model, not a curated record. NCBI's taxonomy places the organism in Eukaryota, Metazoa, Chordata, Actinopteri, Carangiformes, Carangidae. Gene Ontology annotation, molecular function: RNA polymerase II cis-regulatory region sequence-specific DNA binding; DNA-binding transcription factor activity, RNA polymerase II-specific.
UUUCCAAGUACCUCUGCUCUGAUUCCCAACAACUGCAUUCCUCCUCUCGUCUCUCUCAACAACAAACAGGAAACACACGUCCUAUAAAAAGAAUGAUUGACACUCCGGUUAGCCACUGACGUCUAGCCGUGACUCACGCUCAGCCAAUCGCAUCAGAGAAGAAGGGCGGGACGUCCUGUAAUGUGAUGCAAAUUGGACGGUCAAGCGUGUUGGUCCCACCUUUUUGUGUUUCCCGCACCGUCAAUCAAAAUAGAAAAAAAAUCGACCCGAAUUCACCGAUCAACACUAGCCCGCCUUUGAUAAAACAAUCAUGUUCGGAGUUUAGUUGAUCAGAUAAUCCUCCCGCUUACUACCAUUCACGCUAUGACUGGUACGUAAACAUUUAGCGCAUCGAAGCGUGCAACUAAUCGGUGAGUUUGUGCAGAAAACAGCGAAACAAGCUGCGUCUUUUUAUCUUUUGCUCUGCUGCUAACUGGCUAGAUAUGGUUAGCUAACUGAGCUAGCAGGCUAGCCACGGAGUUGACAAAGUAAACAGUCAAUCUGGGCCGGAAUCGCCCCAGAUUCUCCGCUGCAAAGUUGAAUUUCGCAGUCAGCUCCUUUUGGACUGGAGAGUGGGGAUGCUUUGCGGGCUUUUCUGGCAGGCAGGAGUUGAAGAUUACAGAGUUUUGCUGAGUUUCCCCCUCUCUCCCUGCUAGCGCUAGAGCAGCCUCUGAAACAAGGAGAAAUGGCGUCCGCGGACGUGGACAGCAGUCAAAGCGAGUUUCUGCAACCCGGCGGCGCAGCGGAAACACAGACAACAGAUAUGUCAGCCAUUCAGCUGACAGGUUCAGACCGAUGGGAGGUAUUAACUCCUGUCUCAACUGGGAAAGAAGACCAGGGAGUUGUUCACAUUCCAAACUCGGGAAUUGUCACGUCCAACGGGCAGUAUGUGCUUCCAAUUGGGAGUCUUCCCAGCCAACCCAUUUAUGUUACUGCAUCUGGGAAUGAGGCUACAGCCAAUGGAGUGUCAGGCAUCCAGUAUCAGGUCAUUCCCCAAAUCCAAAAUGCAGAUGGGACACUUGCAGGAUUCCCAACACAGGGGUUGGAUGAUGGCACGGGGCAGAUCCAGCUACUCCAAGAUGGCAGCCAGGGCAGCAUCGGGAUCAGUUGUGCCACGACGGCGACCACAGACCUCCUGACACAGGCGGGGCAAGUACAGUCAAUCCAAGGUGUCCCGCUGGCUGGGGGUACAGCAUACACCAGCACAGUACCUGUAGGGCUCCCUAGCAACAUAACAUUCGUCCCAAUAAACAGUGUGGAUCUAGAGUCACUAGGGCUCACCGGAGCGCAGACGGUUCCCAUUGCAACUGGGGUAACAGCUGAAGGCCAGCUGAUCAUGAGUGGCCAGACGCUGGAAAGUCAGGGUCAGGAUGCUGGCAACAAACAGUCGCUGGUGACGGUGAGCGGCGCCAACCAAGAGCUCUAUGUGUCAACCACCACGACCACUUCCUCCUCAAACUCCUCCCAACUCCCCGAAACAAUUGAUGGCACUGGAGUUCUGACACAAGCAACUGCUGUGUCUGCAGGCGUGUCUGAUCCCUCCUCAGAGAACUUCAACUCCCACAACCACCUGCAGCAAAUCCAGGUGUCAUCCUCUAAUGCCACUACUAUCUCGCAACCAAUCCUGCAGCUGUCUGGGGACAAUCAGGCCCAGGUAGCCCAGGUGGCUCCAGGUCAGGACCUGACUGCAGCAGGUCAGACUCUACAGAGCGUGCAGCUGGUCAACCCUGGGACCUUCCUCAUCCAGGCCCAAACUGUAACGGCUACAGGACAGAUCCAGUGGCAGACUUUCCAGGUUCAGGGUGUCCAGUCACUCCAAGGGCUCCAGCUGCCCCAGGGCCAGGGUCAGGCACAACAGUUGACUUUAGCCCCGGUUCAGACCCUCCCUCUGGGCCAGGCAGGACAGGUCAGCCUGCCCAAUCUCCAGACUGUCACAGUCAACUCUGUAACACAAAGCGGAGUUCAGUACACACAUGGAGAGGAUGCAAACAGUCCAGCUGGUAUACAGAUAAAAGAGGAGCCAGACUCUGAGGAGUGGCAGCUGAGCGGAGACUCCACGCUGAACCCCAGCGACCUUAACAACCUGCGUGUUCAGAUGGGAGACGAGGACAUGGAGACGCCGAGCGGGGAGGGCAAGAGACUCCGCAGAGUAGCCUGCACCUGCCCCAACUGCAAAGAGUCUGGAGGAAGAGGUUCAGGCAUGGGGAAGAAGAAGCAGCACAUCUGCCACAUCGCCGGCUGCGGGAAGGUUUACGGGAAGACGUCCCAUCUCCGAGCUCACCUGCGCUGGCACAGCGGGGAGAGACCCUUCGUCUGCAACUGGAUGUUCUGCGGAAAGAGGUUCACCAGGAGCGACGAGCUGCAGAGACACAGGAGGACACACACAGGAGAGAAGAAGUUUGUGUGCACAGAGUGCUCCAAGAGGUUUAUGCGGAGCGACCACCUGGCCAAGCACAUAAAGACUCACCAGAAUAAAAAAGGCGGGGUUCCCUCGUCCACAUCUCCGCCCACCACCGAUGCCGUCAUCACUACGGACGGAACCACGCUCAUCCUCCAGACCGCCACUACCCACGACCUCGUAGCCAAUCAGGAGAUCCCUUUGCAGUUGGUCACUGUGGCACCCGGUGAGGUCAUGGAAUGAGGGGGUGAAUGGGGCGAGUUGGCUUUUUUGAGAACUGGCCUACCACAGGGACCUCUUGGGCUCUUCUCUUCCCCUCUUACCUUUUUUUUGUUUUGUUUUUUACAUAUGAAUAUAUA